UAUAAUUUUUUGUUGGUCCUGGACCAUCGAGCAAAUGGCUGCCCAGCCUUUCGGGUUCUUCAUAGCUGGCUUCGAGACUUCUUCGAGUACAAUUUCCUACUGUUUGUAUGAACUGGCCCAGCAUCCCGAUAUUCAAAGCCGCGUUAGAGAGAAAAUCGAAACGGUUCUCCAAAAUGUGGAAGGAGGCGGGAUAACAUGCGAUGCUUUGGCACAGAUGAGCAUCCUAGAAAGAGUCUUACCAGGGCAGGCAACAAUGAACCAGUUGAACAUAAGUCUCCCAAAGGACUAUAAAAUGCACCAGAUUAAUCCACAUAUGCAUAUUGCUUAGAGAACCACUAACUGGAACCAGCGAUACUAGUGAUGCUGUCCAUCCCUGUGGAAAUUAAAUGGCGAGAACGUCAAAUUUUGACAGCGACAACGUCAAAUAUUAACAGCUGACAACGUCAAACUUUGCCAGCUGUCAACUCGCCAAUUUUCAUUGGUUAUAAAUAUUCCAGCCAAUGAGAAGGAAGAGGGGAGAACAAAUUUGUCCUCCACAGUGGUUGAGACACAGUUGAAACUUGAACUAAAAUAUAUUAUUAGGGAAUUUCAAAUUAAAUGAAGUAAAUAAAAAUUAAAUAAU
Messenger RNA from Drosophila pseudoobscura, 622 nucleotides. Its product is annotated as probable cytochrome P450 6a14. The record is from RefSeq and is a predicted model, not a curated record. Bases 35 to 328 code for a protein of 97 amino acids. Lineage: Eukaryota; Metazoa; Arthropoda; Insecta; Diptera; Drosophilidae. Gene Ontology annotation, molecular function: oxidoreductase activity, acting on paired donors, with incorporation or reduction of molecular oxygen; monooxygenase activity; iron ion binding. The transcript is spliced from 2 exons.